This is a messenger RNA of Thamnophis sirtalis, 724 nucleotides long. The record is from RefSeq and is a predicted model, not a curated record. NCBI's taxonomy places the organism in Eukaryota, Metazoa, Chordata, Lepidosauria, Squamata, Natricidae.
CUGCGGCGGCUCCCGUUGCCCGCCAGGGACGCGCCCGGAGUACCCUAACCCCAACCCUUCCCUCCGGCUGGAGGGGCCUGCCUGCGGGAGAGCGCCGAGGAUGGGGUCGACGGUGCCCUCGCUCUUCCGGGAAGCCAACCGGGAGUUCGAGCUGGAGGAGCCCGCGCCCCCCGCCUCCCCGGGCCUGGGGACUUCGCGACGGAGGCGGCCGCGCCCAGAGGCCCCGAUGAGGGCGAAUGUCUGUGUAGCCGCGCCCGCCAGCCGCCGGUGUCCGGAGCCGGAGGGGGCCCCGGGGGCCCAAGUGGCCCUGGCGAAGGAGAUGAAGCGCCUGAUGGGGGAGUUCGGCGUGGACCUGGCCACGGUCACCCAGGCCUUCCUGAAGAACAGCGGAGAAGUGGCCGCCGUGGCCAGCUACCUGCGGACCGGGCGCCGUCCGGACGGGCGGCCUCUUUGGAGCAGGCGGGACGACGAGGACUUGCUGGAAUGCCCAGAGGGAGCCCGGAGUCCCUUAGAAGCGAAAUACGGAGCAGAAAAUGUAAAAAAGCGGCUGUUGUUCAGGGGAAGUUUGUGCCGGAAGUGAGAUUCAAAGCUGCUGCAGGAGGGACAAUUGUCUUUUUCUUUUUUGCAAUGUUUAUUUCUAUAGUAAACUGUUUACUGUGAAUUAGGAUUGCAGUUGUUCUUGAAUGGUCAAUGUGGAUCUGACAAUAAAGUUGUACAGAAAGUA